AUUUGAUAUCAGACACGUUCAUGUCUUCGAGGAAAUGUGCACGGAGCUGCCCAGUGUGAGUUUGUAGUCGCUGACCGGGCGGUCGGAGGCUCUUUUCCGGACUCCGGACGGUGUUUUCGGGGUUUUUCGGCCUCCUAUGACCGACGUUAUGUCUCCGUCCGCUGCGCCUCUGAGCUGAGAAAAGUCGAAACCAAACUGAUCGAACAUGGAGCAGCACGUCGAUGUUCAGCAUGAAGAUGAGAACCCUCCAGCUGAGCCAACAGAACCCUCCAGGAGGAUGAGCAGGAGACAGGCCCUCACUUUAAUAUCUAUGGCUUCUGUCAACUUCAGCUCCAUGAUCUGCUACUCAAUAUUGGGCCCUUUUUUCCCUGCUGAGGCAGUAAAGAAAGGAGCCAGUCAGACUGUCAUCGGUCUCAUAUUCGGCUGCUACGCCGUCUGCAAUUUGAUUGGUUCUUUGGUGCUGGGGAGAUAUAUUGUCCAAAUUGGUGCAAAGUUCAUGCUAAUUGCAGGACUUUUUGUGUCGUCAGGUUGCACCAUUAUGUUUGGGUUACUUGAUCGGGUUCCUUCAGGACCCGCGUUCAUCGCUCUGUGCUUCAUAGUGAGGUCCAUUGACGCUGUGGGUUUUGCCGGUGCGAUGACCUCCUCUUUUGCCAUGACAGCAAAAAUAUUCCCAGACAAUGUGGCAACUGUUUUGGGUAGUUUGGAGAUUUUCACAGGACUCGGUCUUAUAUUGGGGCCACCAGUUGGAGGAUGGUUCUACCAGUCAUUUGGAUACGAAGUCCCCUUUAUGCUUCUCGGAUGUUUGCUGUUGGUUAUGGUUCCUUUCAACAUUUAUGUCCUGCCAAGCAUUGAGGCAGAUCCGUCGAAGGAUUCCUUCUUUCACCUACUCGGUCACGUAAAAGUAGUCCUUAUCUGCUACGCCAUAUUCACUCUCAGCGCAGGUUUGGGCUUCCUGGAUGCCACGUUGUCGCUGUUUGCAAUCAACAAGUUUAACCUCUCGCCCGGCUACGUUGGACUCAUCAUGCUCGGUUUGUCGUUGCCGUAUUGUCUGGCGUCGCCGCUGAUGGGCUACAUCACAGAUAAAUACGCUAGUAGCAGGAUGGUGUUCAUGGUGACAGGAGCCGUCAUCACUGCCAGUGGUUUCUGUCUGCUCGGUCCCGCCCCUUUCUUAAACAUCUCCGGUCCACUUUGGUUGCUGGUCGUCAUGCUUGGUCUAAUUGGGUUUUCUCUGGGCAUGACUGCAAUCCCCACCUUCCCCGAGAUCAUCACAUAUGCAUAUGAUCAAGGAUUUGAAGAGGGGCUGAGUACUCUUGGGAUGGUGUCUGGGUUGUUUGGUGCAUUUUGGUCCCUGGGGAUGUUUUAUGGCCCGACAGUGGGCGGUCUUAUCACGCAACACCUGAGCUUUGAGUGGGCCGCUACAGUCCAAGGAGGCUUGGCGUUUUUGGCGGCCUUCUUCCUCUGUGUGUACUCUCUCUGCCAUACGCCACGACAACAAAGGAAUCGAGAAGAUAGACAGACAGAUGAAAACACUCCGCUCCUGAAUGAAUGAAUGAAUGAAGACCUCAGCUACACAUGGAAGAAGGUCUUAUUGAACAAAAUGUGAUCUUAUUGUUAAAGCUACUUGUUGGCCACACAAAUUGUUCUGUUAUAAUGUGCUUUUUAACACUUUAAAAUUAUGUAUUUUUUGUGUUCAAGAGAUUAUAAUGAUUUACUUGGGCCAUUAAACAAAACAUGUUUGUCGCCUAGUUUCAGGUAAUUGUAGUAUUGUGCUUCAGUAAAGGUUUUAGUUCUUAUCGGGUACUGCCUUGACUUUGAGUUUAAAAAGUCAAAGCAUUUCAUACUGUGGAACAACUGUGAACGUAGUUAAAUGCUGUAAAUUGCAGACACUUACAAACUAACCUUGAUCACACACUGAAUGUGGCUUUUGUUCUGAAGCUCUUCUGUAUUAAUGAUCUUUGUUUUCUACGUCACUCUCAGAUUAGUUGAGUCAGAAUCUGCUGAUCGCAUUCAAAAAAAUCUAAAGUAAGGAAACCACUACAUUACAACCAACUACAUUACAAAAGUCUUAGUGAGCCUCACAUACUGGGGAGGAUAAAGCAGAUUUCACUGCCGUUAAUGUUGUAUAUGUUUCAUAUGUUCUGUAAUGUGCCUGUUUUCUGGCUACAGAAUUUUUAAACAUUUACAGAUUUCAACGAAAAUUAUAAAUAUGUAAAUGAAAAGCA
This is a messenger RNA of Amphiprion ocellaris (clown anemonefish), 2222 nucleotides long. It is a transcript of the gene slc18b1, whose product is annotated as solute carrier family 18 member B1. NCBI's taxonomy places the organism in Eukaryota, Metazoa, Chordata, Actinopteri, Pomacentridae. Gene Ontology annotation, molecular function: transmembrane transporter activity. The transcript is spliced from 14 exons. The record is from RefSeq and is a predicted model, not a curated record. Bases 206 to 1549 code for a protein of 447 amino acids. Gene Ontology annotation, biological process: transmembrane transport.